UCAUUAUUCAAAUGAAGAAGGGCAUUUAGGAGCAAUGAUGACAUUGUGUUUGGUGUCAGUGUUGACACCUAACAGGAUGGAAGAAUCACAAACAAAGGCUGUCUACUUAUAUGUGAACAUAAGAUCUUAGCAUGGAUGAGAACCGGAGCAGCUCAAGGCCGGCAUCUUCCCAGUGCCAUUCCCCUUCUGUAAACCCCUUCAGAAAUAUGGUGGAAUAUUUCAAGAACCUUAUCAAGAACUCAGUAUCUCCAAAGUUUCGUGAAUGGGCAAAGGACUACUGCAGAAGGAAUGGCUUGCUCACCUUAUCAGUGUUAGCAGUGAUGUCUGGUUGUGUGGUGGGAUUCACGUUAAGAAGCUUGAACUUGUCAACACAGGCAAAAAUCUACUUUUCUUUUCCUGGAGAACUUCUAAUGAGAAUGCUAAAAAUGUUGAUACUUCCUCUCAUCACAUCCAGUUUAAUGUCUGGCUUGUCUGCUAUGGACACCAAGGCCAGUGGACGCCUGGGCCUUCUCACCAUCACAUAUUACCUGUGGACUACAUUCAUUGCUGUAAUCGUGGGGAUUGUUCUGGUACUGAUUAUUCAUCCUGGAACUGGCACUGAAAAAGAGGGGCAUAAAGCCUCAGGGGGGCCAGUGAUGACGUCUGCCGAUGCCCUCCUAGAUUUGAUCAGGAACAUGAUUCCAUCCAAUCUGAUUGAAGCCACAUUUCAGCAGUAUAAAACAGAGCUUGUGCCCAAUUUUAAAAAUAGCGAAAAAUCAUCACAAGCCAACUUUGUGUACAUCAUGCCAGACUAUGAAAACCCCAAGAUGGGUCACCCAGUGUUUCUUGAACUCACUCCUUCUCCUGAAAUCCACUACAAGAUUGUACCGGGGAAAAGCAAUGGGAUGAACGUGCUAGGAAUUGUCAUUUUCUCUGCCACUAUGGGUCUUCUGCUUGGUAGAAUGGGAUCCAGAGGUUUACCCCUAGUAAAUGUGUGUCUUUGCAUCAAUGAAUGUGUCAUGAAGAUCAUCAAUGCUGCUAUGUGGUACUUCCCAUUUGGAAUCGUAUUUCUGGUUGCUGGGAAGAUCCUGGACAUGCAUGAUCCUGCGGUCCUUGCGGAGAAGCUGGGGAUGUACUUCAUUACUGUUCUGGCGGGACUGUUCGUCCAUGGUGUGAUUUUGCUGCCACUGUUCUUCUUCGUGUUCACUAGGAAGAACCCCUUUAGUUAUAUCCGCGGCCUCCUCCAGGCUCUGGUUAUCGCUCUGGCGACUUCAUCCAGUUCAGCUACUCUGCCCAUUACAAUGAAGUGCUUACUGGAGAACUGUCACGUGGAUCGGAAAAUUGCUCGAUUUGUACUUCCUGUGGGUGCUACUAUCAAUAUGGACGGCACAGCACUAUAUGAAGCAGUGGCAGCCAUCUUCAUUGCCCAGGUCAAUGAGUACGAGCUUGACUUUGGACAACUAGUUACUAUUAGCAUCACAGCUACAGCAGCAAGUAUCGGAGCAGCUGGGAUCCCUCAGGCUGGUCUUGUUACCAUGGUUAUCGUUCUUACCUCAGUGGGUUUGCCUCCAGAUGAUAUCUCACUUAUUGUAGCCAUCGACUGGAUCCUGGACCGAUUUCGAACUAUGAUCAAUGUGCUUGGAGAUGCAUUAGCCGCAGGAAUCAUGGCUCAUGUGUGCAGAAAGGACUUCCAGAAAGACACCCCACCCUCAAACAACUCAGAGAGACGAGAUACUGUGAUAUCUUUUGGAAACCAAAGCGUGCAGAGUUUUCCCACAUCUGAAGUUCCACUUCUGGCAAACAGGGACUACAUCUUAGAGGUUGUCGGCGAUCAGGUGAUCGAGAGGCCGACUACCUGUUAUAACCUCUGCCAAGUCUAACUUUGACAGACGAUACCAAGCAGGAGCAGAAGAUGCCUUGACUUCACAAAAACCUUCCCCCCUUUCCUCCCCUUCGUUCCACAUUUGUGCCAUUCUGUCUUUUUUAAAUCACAGAUAUUACUGUAACCUAAAGUGUCGCCUUUGGUGAACUUGAACUAGGACAUUUGGGUGCUUUUAACACCUUAAAAUGGGGAGGUUUUGUAAAUUAUAUAAAACAUUUUUAAAUGUUUCUUCUUCUAGAAUUGCCUUAAAUGCAAUAGUUAGUGAUCAUAAUAAUACCACAAUAAUAAAACCACGUCCUGAUAUGUAAAAACAUUAUGCAACUACUAAGUCGACUGGAGCUCCAGAUAUGGAUCAUCAGUUGCCUUAUCAUAAAGUGUAUGGUGAAGACAAAAUAUGAUUUGUAAUGACUAAGAACAGAGAUCUUCAUUGUUCAUAGUUCAGAAUCCCUCUGUUCAAUUCGUCUGGGAUGGGAAGUCGUUGCGCACUGUAAUUACAAUUUGUUUAUUUUCUUAAUAAAAAUGAAAACUGUAA
Carassius auratus (goldfish) is the source of this 2393-nucleotide messenger RNA. Its product is annotated as excitatory amino acid transporter 5-like. Gene Ontology annotation, molecular function: neutral L-amino acid transmembrane transporter activity; L-glutamate transmembrane transporter activity; glutamate:sodium symporter activity. Gene Ontology annotation, cellular component: plasma membrane. NCBI's taxonomy places the organism in Eukaryota, Metazoa, Chordata, Actinopteri, Cypriniformes, Cyprinidae. The transcript is spliced from 12 exons. Bases 132 to 1859 code for a protein of 575 amino acids. The record is from RefSeq and is a predicted model, not a curated record. Gene Ontology annotation, biological process: L-glutamate transmembrane transport.